Molecule: messenger RNA, 1997 nt
Organism: Dermacentor silvarum
Lineage: Eukaryota; Metazoa; Arthropoda; Arachnida; Ixodida; Ixodidae
Product: motile sperm domain-containing protein 2
Exons: 8
Coding region: 180-1007 (275 amino acids)
Source: RefSeq, a predicted model, not a curated record
GUCCCCGGAGGGCUAACGAAACGUGUGUGAGCUGGCGCACGUGCUAACGUCCAGGAAAGAGAAGGCGCACGCGCACGCGGCUUCGGCAGAUCGGACAGCGAACGGUGUUGUUGUCGUACCGCUCUUUCAAGGCUUGUUGUGGACACACUCGACCGAAGGGGCAGGUGCCGCGUUGGUUGAUGCUCGUUACCAGUGUGUCUUCGAGCGCUGUCAGCACAGCCAUGCCUUACAUGUUGGACAACGACGCUUUCGGGGACCGAGAGUACUGGGACCGUGUGACCAUGGAAAAUAUUCAGGAGUUGCGUCUGCGUUUGCAGCAAUGGCCGGAAAGACACGAGCUGUGCUACCCGGAUGAACUGCUGCGUGUGAUGGAGGACGACGACUACUGCCGCAACAUCGUGUGUCAGGUGCGCCUGAACAUGCCGAAUGCACACAAGUUCGUGGCUGACAUGCUUCGCUGGAGGCGCGCCAUGAAGCUGCACGAACUUCGAGAGGAGAUUCUACCAAGGGCAGUUCUCGAGCAGUGCAUCGUCUACCCUCAUGGAAAAGACAUGGCGGGGUGCCACGUUCUGGUCCUUCGUAGCAAGAAUUACAUCAAGGGACUGGCAGACCGUGACAGCGUAAAAAGGAUCUUCAUUUUCUUCAUCGAGCAACUCUUCAAAGAGUGUGGUGCCAAGAAGAUAACUGUUCUGAUAGACUGCAGCGACAUUGGAGUAUCGAACAUCGAUGUAGACCUUCUCAAGUUCGUAGUGGAUGUCUUCAUCUCAAGGUACCCCAUAGGACUCGGAAAUGCACUAAUAUACAACAUGCCAUGGUUGCUUAACGCUAUCCUGAGAAUGAUCAAGAGUUUACUUCCCUACGGCGCCGAGAGACUGAAGACGGUCAACAAAGACGACAUUCAGCAGUACAUCGACGCCAAGCACCUUCCCGUCCGUAUGGGUGGAACGGACACCUACGAGUACAGCUACGUCCCGGGAAGACCUCUUGGAGAUCGUGCCCGCUACUAGUCACAAGUCGCUCGCAACCGCAUCAGAACGACUACCAACUACUGGAAGUGUGCGAUUAGUGUGCCCAGAAGAGCUGUGCGGAAAGACAGUGUGGAAAAGCCGCUUCCAAAUAUUCUCCAUUAUGUACCUCACGACCCUCCGCAGGACAGCUUCAUCAACUCAUCGAAUAACAACUGCGGCGUGUUGUGAGAUCCUUGAGAACAUGAAAACGCCGACGUAAUGAUUGCUUUCCGCAGCAGGCGAAAAGCAAUCAUUAUGUUCCUUUCUCUACUAAGAGGGAAUCGCAUCGACGGCCAGAAGAACUUCAUGAUGCUCUAAAGAGAUUUUCUUGCAAUUGUUGACUAAAUAAAAAAUAACAAUGGCACAGUGAUGAAGCUAUUUGCCUGUAUGUACUUCGGCUCAUUAAAUGGAGAAUUUCCAUCCACCCAAGUGUGGCACACGAAGCUACAAAGGAAACACACGUGGGUUUCUCAGACACAAAGGUUCGCAGUGGAGCAAAAUUUUGUCCUGAUCCGGAGAUCGAACCAGGGACCAGCGCCUUUCUGCAGAAUUGACUUCCCAUAUUCAGUGUCCCUGUGCUUAGAGUUGCGGAUCAAUUCGCCCUCGCGCUGCGAUCUGCUGGCCUCCUGGUUAGCUCAGAUGGCAGAACGACCGCUCUCGAAAGUUGUUGGUCCCGAGGUCCAUCCCAUGGCGAGGACGAACUUCUCCGCAACUGCGAAGCGUUCUUUCUGAGAAAACCUGUGUGGGCUUCCUUCGUGCUACAGUUGGGUGCAUGACAAUUUUCCAUUUCAUGAACCUUCGUCCACCUUGCGGGCUUCCGCUGAACUGAUUUCUACCUAUGUAAUGUGGCAUUGCGAACUUCUUAUCGCUAUCUUUAAUAGUUAUAGUUCAUAUGGUGUGCGUACACAGCAUUUUUGUUCCCUAUUUUAUUUGAACCGAUGCGAAAGCGAAUAAAAGCGGACAUAGAAAUCUCUACUUCAUCUAUUUUCG